UCAACCACCUCAACCACCUCAUCCUCAUCGCCCUCAACAACCUCAACCACCUCAUCCUCAUCGCCGGCAUCCUCCUCAUCACCUGCAAUCACCUCAACAACCUCAUCCUCCUCAUCGCCCUCAACAACCUCACCCUCCUCGUCUUCCUCAUCGCCCUCAACCAUCUCAACCACCUCAACCACUUCAUCCUCCUCCUCCCCUUCAAAAACGUCAAGCGCCUCAUCCCCCUCAUUGCCCCCAACGACCUCAUCCCCCUCACCCUCCUCAUCCUCCUCAACCACCUCACCCUCCUCAUCCUCCUUAUCGCCCUCAACAACCUCAACCACCUCAUCCUCAUCGCCCUCAACAACCUCAACCACCUCAUCCUCAUCGCCCUCAUCCUCCUCAUCACCUGCAACCACCUCAACAACCUCAUCCUCCUCCUCGCCCUCAACAACCUCACCCUCCUCAUCUUCCUCAUCCCCCUCAACCACCUCACCCUCUUCAUCUUCCUCCUCAUCGCCCUCAACCACCUCAACCACCUCAUCCUCAUCCCCCUCAACCACCUCAACCACCUCAUCCUCAUCACCCUCAACAACCUCACCCUCCUCGUCUUCCUCACCGCCCUCAACCACCUCAACCUCCUCCUCCUCAUCGCCCUCAAACACCUCACCCUCCUCAUCCUCCUCCUCGCCCUCAACCACCUCACCCUCCUCAUCCUCCUCAGCGCCCUCAGCCACCUCAACCACUUCAUCCUCCUCCUCCCCCUCAACAACCUCAACCACCUCAUCCUCAUCGCCCUCAUCCUCCUCAUCACCUGCAAUCACCUCAAGCACCUCAUCCUCCUCAUCGCCCUCAACAACCUCAACCACCUCAACCACUUCAUCCUCCUCCUCCCCCUCAACAACGUCAAGCACCUCCUCAUCCCCCUCAUUGCCCCCAACCACCUCAUCCCCCUCACCCUCCUCAUCCUCCUCAACCACCUCAUCCACUCCAACCAGCUCGACCACCAAAACAACAAGCAUAGCUCCCACCAGCUCAACCAUCUCAACCACCUCACCCACCACCUCACCCUCACGCCUCAUCCCCCUCAUUGCCCCCAACAACCUCAUCCCCCUCACCCUCCUCAUCCUCCUCAACCACCUCAACCACCUCAUCCACUCCAACCAGCUCGACCACCACAACAACAAGCAUAGCUCCCACCAGCUCAACCAUCUCAACCACCUCACCCACCACCCCUCAUCCUCCUCAACCACCUCAUCCACUCCAACCAGCUCGACCACCACAACAACAAGCAUAGCUCCCACCAGCUCAACCAUCUCAACCACCUCACCCACCACCUCACCCUCAGCCCCCUCCUCGACCACCACAACAACAAGCAUAGCUCCCACCAGCUCAACCAUCUCAACCACAUCACCCACCACCUCACCCUCAGCCCCCUCGUCCUCUUCAUCCUCCUCCUCGCCCUCAACCACCUCACCCUCCUCAUCCUCCUCCUCCCCCUCAACAACCUCAACCACCUCAUCCUCAUCGCCCUCCACCACUUCAGCUGUGCCUACUGAAUCAACCACGUCCACCUCAACCUCCACCACUUCAGCCGGUCCAACCGAAUCAACCACGUCCACCACGUCCACAACCUCCUCCAGCCCCACCGAGUCCACCAGCACCUCAACCACCUCAACCGCCUUGACCACUCCCACUGAAUCAACCACAUCCACCACCAGUUCAACCACCUCAGCCGUCUCCACCGAGUCCACCACGUCCAUUUCCACCUCCACCACCUCUGCCACCGUGUCCACCACCUCCACCUCCUCCACCACCUCAGCCUCACCCACUGAAUCAACCACGUCCAUCACCACCUCAAGAUCAACCACAUUGGCCACACCCACUGAGUCCACCACCAGCACCUCAAACACCUCAACCACCUCAACCACCUCAACCACCUCAACCACCUCGUCCACCACCUCCACCUCCACCUCAACCACGGUCGCCACCCCCACUGAGUCCACCACGUCCACCACCAGCACCUCAACCACCUCAGCCGUCCCCACCGAGACCACCAAGUCCACCACCUCCUCAACCACCUUGGCCACCCCCACAGAGUCCACCACUUCAGCUGUGCCUACUGAAUCAACCACGUCCACCUCAACCUCCACCACUUCAGCCGGUCCCACCGAAUCAACCACGUCCACCACGUCCACAACCUCCUCCACCCCCACCGAGUCCACCAGCCCCUCAACCACCUCAACCACCUUGGCCACUCCCACCGAAUCAACCACGUCCACCACCUCCACCACCCCCACCGAGUCCACCAGCCCCUCAACCACCUCAACCACCUUGGCCACUCCCACUGAAUCAACCACGUCCACCACC
This is a messenger RNA of Melospiza melodia melodia, 2352 nucleotides long. Its product is annotated as mucin-2-like. NCBI's taxonomy places the organism in Eukaryota, Metazoa, Chordata, Aves, Passeriformes, Passerellidae. The record is from RefSeq and is a predicted model, not a curated record. The transcript has 6 exons. The annotation marks the transcript as partial.